Paramecium primaurelia is the source of this 1287-nucleotide messenger RNA. Lineage: Eukaryota; Ciliophora; Oligohymenophorea; Peniculida; Parameciidae. The record is from the annotation of a GenBank genome assembly.
AUGGAUUCACCUAGUUUAAUUGUCUUAAAUACUGAUAUGCCAAUGGGACCAUAGCUUUCUCCAAGAUCUUCCUAUAUCAGAUAUGUUAAGGAUUUUUCAUCUUCAUAUCUAUAAUAAGAAAGUGAAAGAAAUUAUGAUGAAAUAAUAAGCCAAAACUUAAGUGAUUUUCAUUAAGAAAAGAAAUUAAUUAAUAUGACAUCUAGUAGAAGAAUAUCAAAAAAGUUAGAAACAUUUAAAUUUACUAAGAUAGCUAAAUAAAAUAAAAUUAUAGAGAAAUUCAAAAACAAUCUCUUAUAAUUUUCUUACAUAAUGCCAUAAAAAUUUAAGGCUAAAUUGUUAUAAAUAGAAAAUUAUUUACAAAAAGACAAAGUUAAAAAAACAUCAAGUAUUAAAUCUCAUUAAUUUAUAGCUUAGAUUACUCGUAAGAAUUAAAAAAAUAUAAUUUCUCCAUCUAAUAUAUUUUUAUUUUAUUGGGAAAUUUUCAAUAUUCUAAUACAAUUUAUAUCUCUCUGGAUAUGUGCUCUAAUUAUAUCGUUUUCAAAUUCAAAAGAAAUAAAUUUUCAAUCUUUUGGUUGUUUAUUUAUUAGUAUUAACAUAGUUGAAAUAAUUAUCUCAAUAAAUAAAGAAAUAUAUAUUGAAGGUUAAAUCAUUAAUACACGAAAUGAUAUUCUUAUUAAUUAUUUAAGUAAAUCAUCUCAUUUAGAUGUCUGCUCAAUAUUCAUAUGGAUUAUGAUAUCUUUUAGAAUGAUUGAAUAGAAUACUAUAAUUCAAGUAUUUGCAAUCCUCCUUUUAAUUAUUAUAUUUGCUAGGAUAUUUCGAGUAUAUGAUUAUAUAGUUGAACAACUUUAUUAAAAAGGAUUUGGGGGUUAUGCUUUUGAUCUAUUAACUUUAGUUGUAAGUAUAUACUUCUUUGCUCAUAUUAUGGCUUGUUUAUGGUUGAUGGUUGGAUUUAAUUCAAAUGGUGAAAGAAUGAAUUGGAUAAGGGAUAAUGAUUUGGAAAAUGAAUCUAUAUGGACUCAAUAUAAUAAUGCAUUUUAUUGGGCUACAAUGACAAUGGUUACAGUUGGAUAUGGAGACAUUACACCAAAGAAUAACUAUGAAAUGGCAUUUGCUAAUGUAGCUAUGUUUUUUUCAAGUUGUGUAUUUGCUUAUUCAAUGAAUGCAAUUGGCAUUUUAUUGAAAGGAUUCAAUGAUGUCAAAUAAAAUUACAAGUAUAUUAAAUGUCAAUAUUAAAAGAAAGUCAGUCAUAAUAAUGAAUUAAUAUAUGAAAUCUAAUAAUGUAGAUGA